Molecule: messenger RNA, 639 nt
Organism: Mucor velutinosus
Lineage: Eukaryota; Fungi; Mucoromycota; Mucoromycetes; Mucorales; Mucoraceae
Exons: 5
Coding region: 1-639 (212 amino acids)
Biological process (GO): DNA-templated transcription; transcription initiation at RNA polymerase III promoter
Cellular component (GO): RNA polymerase III complex
Molecular function (GO): DNA-directed RNA polymerase activity; DNA binding
Source: RefSeq, a predicted model, not a curated record
AUGUUUAUUCUCUCUGAGCUCGAAGACACAGUGAAGAUUGUGCCCAAUGAUUUCAAAAAGGGGGAUAACAGUGCUAUCACUGAUGUGUUGAAUGAAAAGUAUGCCAACAGAGUAGUGCAAGAAGUAGGCCUCUGUAUAUGUAUUCAUGAUAUAUUGCAUACCUCUGAGGGAUUUAUUCUGUAUGGCGAUGGUUGUAGUUAUAUCAAAGUGACAUUCCGUAUGGUUGUAUUCAGACCAUUUGCUGGCGAGAUUUUGACAGGAAAGAUCAAGAGUUGUUCACCCAGUGGUGUUGUUGUUACUAUGGGAUUCUUUGACGAUAUCCUGAUCCCCGGUGGUGCUUUACAGCCUGGAUCUAAAUUUGAUCCUGCUGAACAAGUGUGGGUUUGGAGUUAUGAAGGAGAAAAGAUGUACAUGGAUAUUGAGGAGCCUAUUCGAUUCAAAGUUUUGCGCGAGCAAUUCACAGACACAACACCCACAAAUCACCCAGCUCCAGCUGCCUUACCUCGUAGACGGCAAUCAGUAGCUGAUGUGUCAGCAACAGACGAUCUUGCUGGCAACUCCACUAAAAUACCACCCUAUUCGCUUACUUGCUCAAUUCAAGAAGAUGGUUUAGGUCUUCUUUCAUGGUGGGGAAGUUAA